CCACCCUAGAAAAGGAGAGCGCCUUUUCCCUCCCCUGAUCUCCCCUUCCUCCUGCCGACGACGUUACAACAGAUGGCCGCGCUCCGCCUCCCAGCGCCGCCGACGGCUGCGAGGUGGCCCCAGCCGCCGCCUUCCCCUGCCGGCUCUGCCUCCGCUCGGCUGCUUCAGCCCCCCGGCCAGGGCAGCAGCUGCCCCAGGCGGCUCGCGGCGCGGUGGGCCAAGGGACGGCGUGGGGACGACGGCGCGGAGGCGCCGCCGGUCAGGACGCUCCUGAUCGACAACUACGACAGCUACACCUACAACAUCUUCCAGGAGCUCUCCGUCGUCAACGGCGUGCCGCCCGUGGUGGUGCGCAACAACGAGUGGGCGUGGAAGGACGUGUACAACUGGGUGUACAAGGAGAGGGCCUUCGACAACAUCGUCAUCUCGCCUGGCCCUGGAUCUCCGGCGUGUCCUAGCGACAUCGGCGUAUGUCUGCGGAUACUUUGUGAAUGUGGAGAUAUACCCAUCCUGGGUGUCUGCCUCGGCCACCAGGCCUUGGGAUUAGUCCAUGGCGCUAAGAUUGUCCACGCUCCUGAAGCUAUACAUGGACGACUUAGUGAAAUUGAACAUAAUGGAUGCUACCUCUUUAAUCGUAUCCCAUCAGGUAUAAACUCUGGAUUCAAGGUAGUGCGCUACCAUUCUCUUGUAAUAGAAGCAAGCUCUCUGCCUGAGGAUCUUGUAUCAAUAGCAUGGACUGCUUCUCCCAAAAUGCUAUCUUUCCUUGAUAGCGAUCAGCCUGAUAAUACUCCCUUCUGGGGAUCGUUGAAUAACUUACCCUUAAUAGGCCCUUCAGAGUGCACUAACAAUGGUGAAUUGCCAAUUACCUUAAACAAUGCUAGCAAGUCAGAUAGUUACAAGAUUGUCAUGGGCAUUAAGCAUUCUAGCAGGCCUCAUUAUGGAGUCCAGUUUCAUCCAGAGAGUGUUGCUACUCAUUAUGGAAGACAGAUUUUUCAGAACUUUAAGAGGAUAACAACUGAAUUUGGAUUACAAUCAUCAUUGUUUCAGGAAAGAAAGGUUCACCGUAUUGGUAAACUGGAAAGAUCUCAAGUCAAUUCUCUGAAUCAAUGCGAUUUUGUUCCGAAGGGCUUGCUACACACUGAAAGAGUGGAUCUUUGCAAUUCUGUUGGCUCUCUGAAGCUCCCAGAGAGAAGCAAUGAGAACAAAUACUUACGGUUGAGAUGGAAGAGGAUUGAUAACUUCCUCAGCCACACAGGUGGCUCUGAAGACAUUUUUUCAGUGCUUUUUGGACAUCAAAACGCUGAAGAUACAUUUUGGCUGGAUAGCUCAUCAAUCGAUCAGAACAGGGCACGAUUUUCAUUCAUGGGUGGUAAGGGUGGACCUCUGUGGAAGCAAAUGACAUUUUCUCUCUCCAGUCAAGGAGCCAAUUGUGGAGGAACCAUCACUACUCGAGGUGCUCACGGAUCUGCUGUGAGAAACUCUCUCAAGGAUGGCUUUUUGGAAUUCCUUAACAAGGAGAUUCAGUCCAUUCAAUACAAUGAAAAAGAUUUUGAGGGGCUGCCAUUUGACUUCCAUGGUGGAUUUGUUGGAUAUCUAGGGUAUGGUCUUAAAGUUGAGUGUGAUGCAUCAUCUAACAAAGCUAAAUCAAGAACCCCUGAUGCAUGCUUCUUCUUUGCUGAUAACCUUGUGGUGGUCGAUCACAACAAUGGUGAUGUAUAUAUUCUAUCACUACAUGACGAAUAUUCUUCAAGUCAUGGAAAUGGAGACGGAAAUUACAGCAAUACAACACAUGCUUCAUGGUUAGUGGAGACUGAGAAGAAGCUUCUCAGGAUGGUUCCUAUGGCACCAGUACCACUGAUUAAUGGGAAACCACUUAUUAGAUCAUCGAAUUUGAAAACGCAAAGUUUUGUUGUUGAAAAAUCGAAGGAUCAGUAUGUUAAGGAUGUUCGUAGUUGCCUGGAUUAUAUCAAAGACGGAGAAAGCUAUGAGUUGUGCCUAACUACUCGGAUGAGGAGAGAAAUAGAGUAUAUAAAUGCUCUGCAACUGUACCUUAAAUUGAGAAAGAAAAAUCCAGCCCCUUAUGCAGCCUGGCUUAACUUCUCAUCGGAAAGCCUGAGUAUAUGCUGCUCUUCUCCUGAAAGGUUUCUGCGGCUAGAUCGUAAUGCAAUUCUAGAGGCAAAACCAAUCAAAGGUACUAUAGCACGUGGCAGAACACCAGAGGAAGAUGACUGUCUACGUUUGCAGUUGAAAUACAGUGAAAAGGAUCAGGCUGAGAACUUGAUGAUUGUUGAUCUCCUACGAAAUGACCUGGGUAAGGUUUGUGAGCCUGGGAGCGUCCAUGUUCCUCACCUCAUGGAUGUGGAAUCAUAUAAAUCUGUUCACACCAUGGUGAGCACCAUCCGUGGAACAAAGAAGCCCAAUUUAAGCCCUGUCGAUUGCGUGAAAGCUGCCUUUCCAGGAGGAUCGAUGACCGGUGCUCCAAAAGUCAGAUCAAUGGAAAUUCUCGAUUCGCUCGAAAGCAGCCCCCGAGGUAUCUACUCGGGAUCGAUCGGAUUCUUCUCUUACAACCGGACAUUCGAUCUGAACAUCGUGAUCAGGACGAUCGUCCUGCACGGCAGAGAAGCUUCAGUGGGGGCAGGUGGGGCUAUAGUUGCUCUGUCAGACCCUGAAGCGGAGUACGAAGAGAUGAUGCUCAAAGCGAGGAUGCCAACUAAGGUGGUUGAAGAGUGCAGCCUGACAGCACACAAUCCAGACCGAUCAGAUUCGAUGCAGACGACUGUAAGUUAGAAUGGAGGGUAAUAUGAAACCUGCUUCUCACGGAAGCUUCACCACCAUUAAGGUUCAGCAUACAAACGACUACCGUGGGUUCAACCUGACAAGUUUUACCUUUGCUGUUGGUGCCCAUGCUAAUGAUGGCCUUUCAGAGAAUAAGGCAGGGAUGGAAGUUAAGGCGUUGCAAGAGCAUGCUGGGAUUGAAGUGUUCAUGGCGGCAUAUGGUAGAGUGUAGUAUUAACUACUCCAGUAUGGAGUACAAUUUUACAGAAAAAGAUAGCACACGUAUCAGCUCAAUAUGUUACAAGUUGUUUUUUUUUUCAAGGAAACUACGGCGGGCCAAAGCCAGCCUACACCACAUUUUAUAAAAGCUAGAAAAGUUUAUGUACAAGAAACAAGUUGGUAUUUACAGGUUGUGUUUCCCCCAGAAAACAAUGGGCACACUGGUGCUUGCUUUUUUCAGAGCCGUGGUGCGAUGAUAUUGGUUUGUCUGUA
This is a messenger RNA of Brachypodium distachyon (stiff brome), 3267 nucleotides long. RefSeq names its product probable aminodeoxychorismate synthase, chloroplastic. Bases 73 to 2787 code for a protein of 904 amino acids. Gene Ontology annotation, biological process: folic acid-containing compound biosynthetic process; L-tryptophan biosynthetic process. NCBI's taxonomy places the organism in Eukaryota, Viridiplantae, Streptophyta, Magnoliopsida, Poales, Poaceae. The record is from RefSeq and is a predicted model, not a curated record. The transcript has 13 exons.